UGUAGGAAUUUCUGAAGGCUUGUGAAAUGUGUUUUUCUCUGCGUUUCUGGGAGGGCUGUGGGCUGCCAUUUGAAUAAGCCAGUUAUAAAGGACACCAGAAUUUCACAAAGCUGAUUUCGGCUGCCACUUUCCAUCCAGAUCAGACACAAAUAACUGCAGUGAUUCUGGGUUUUCCCAUUUUCUGAUGUUUCCCCAGACCACAGCAGCCCCCGUAGUCCAUGCAUUAAUAAGUCACUUUAUUUGUUUCUCUGUUUUGCAUAUACAAAAUGUGACAGCUUGUUCAAUUGGAUCAAUCGCACGCGGCCUCUCUUUCAACUUCUUGACUCCAGUCAUUGUGCUCAUGUGCUGAGGAUUUAAUUAACAUGUUUAAUGUUGUUCCAUGUACAAUUUAUGCCUUACAAUUGCUUAUGUUUUUAAAAUGUUGUUAUAAAAUUCCACCAGCAUUUACUUUAAUGUUGUUUUGUAAUGUCAAUAAUAAGACAGCAGAUUAGAAAUAACCCUUUAUUUUUUCCCUUUUAUUCAGGAAACCGACCUCACUGCUGUUCUGAAUGUGGCAAACGAUUCUAUCACAGGAAGAAUCUUAAGAGACAUGCACAAAUUCACACGGGAGAGAAGCCGUAUUGCUGUGAUGAAUGUGGCAAACGAUUCACACGAAUCACCAGUCUACAGAUGCACUCAAAAAUUCACACUGGGGAGAAGCCUUAUUGCUGUUCUGAAUGUGGAAGACAGUUCUCAGAAAAAGCCACUCUUUGCAGGCACAAAAAAAAUCAUAUGGAAAAGAAGCCAUAUCGCUGUUUGGAAUGUGGCAAACAAUUUUGUGAGAAGAGCAUCCUUUGGAAACACACUCGAAUCCACACUGGAGAGAAGUCGUACUUCUGUUUGGAAUGUGGCAAAGGAUUCCAACGAACUAACAGUCUUAAAUACCACAUUAGAAUUCACACUGGAGAGAAACCAUAUCGCUGUUCAGAAUGUGGCAAAAAAUUCUCUCAGAUGAGUCAUCUUAGGAGACACAUAAGAGUUCACACAGGAGAGAAGCUGUAUGGCUGUUCCAAAUGUGGUAAACGGUUCUCGCGAACUGCCAAUCUACAGCGACAUAAAAAAAUGCACAUAGAAGAGAAGCCGUAUUGUUGUUCUGAAUGUGGUAAACAAUUCACGCGAAUCACCAAUCUACAAAGACAUAAAAAAAGUCACACAGAAGAAAAGCCAUAUGGCUGUUCUGAAUGUGGCAAACAGUUCACACGGAGUACUAGUCUUCUUAAUCACAGAAAAAUUCACACGGGAGAGAAGCCGUAUUGCUGUUCUGAAUGUGGCAAACAAUUUUGUGACCGGAGUACUCUUCGAAGACACACUCGAAUCCACACUGGAGAAAAGCCAUAUAGCUGUUUGGAAUGUGGCAAAGGAUUCUCUCGAUCUAACAGUCUUAAACGCCACACUAGAACCCACACUGAAGAGAAGCCACAUUGCUGUUCAGAAUGUGGCAAACAAUUUUCUCAGAGCAGUAAUCUUAGGAGACACUUAAGAGUUCACACGGGAGAGAAGCUGCAUUGCUGUUCUGAAUGUGGCAAAGUAUUUUUAGAAAAUAGCCAUCUUCAGAGGCACAAAGCAAUUCACUUGUCAGAGAAGCCGUAUUGCUGUUCUGAAUGUGGCAAACAGUUCUGUGACAGAAGUAGUCUUAAGAGACACAUUAGAAUCCACACUGGAGAGAAGCCAUAUUGCUGUUUGGAAUGUGGCAAACGAUUCACACGAACUACCAGUCUUCAGUGUCACAUAAAAACUCACACCGGAGAAAACUUGUAUGGCUGUUCAGAAUGUGGCAAAAAAUUCACAAAAAGGUGCAGUAUUUUGAGACAUACAAAGAUUCAUAACCAAGAGAAGCUGCAUUGCUGUUCUGAAUGUGGCAGAACAUUUUUGGAGAAGAGGUAUCUUGAGAUCCACAAGAGAAUGCACACUGGAGACAAUCCUUAUGGGUGUUCCGAGUGUGGUAAACGAUUUUCACGUAUUUUUAGUCUUAACAGACACAGUAGACUUCACAAAGGAGAACCAAGGGACAAGAGGAGAAAAAAUGAAGAUCCUGCACAGAAAAGUGACACAGAUGAAGUGAGAUAACAAAGUCUUAGCUGAAAUACAGCAGUUGAAAUUGCAGUAUUCAGAAUUUUAACAGAAACACGAAAGGAAAGAAGAUAUAAACAGAAAUGCAAAGGAGGAGUUCAGAUCUGAUCAUCUGAGAAUACUUUUAAGACUUUUUCAUUGGACCUUUUAAAGUAAACUCUUCCACCAGAAUUUUCAGAACAGAUGCAAGUACUCAAGAUUCACUGUGAGAGCAGAGAUACCAGAAGAUAAGAAGAUCACAGGACCCCAAGUGUAGCCAGAGAGGUAAAGAUCAUAACUGGAAAAUCAAAAUAAUACCGAGCACCAAGUUAAGUGGAAAACUGAAUACUAAGUGCUUUAAAAAAUGAGCCUCAACCCCAAACAAACCUGUCUACUUGUUAUAUAAACUAAACAACCACUAAACUGCAAUAUUUGUUUUAUGUAUCCACCAAAGUGAUCAUUUUGUGUCUGUUCCACCAUAUUUAUACAUUAGCUGUUUUGUUUCAUUACUGAUGCAAUGAA
This is a messenger RNA of Erpetoichthys calabaricus (reedfish), 2610 nucleotides long. RefSeq names its product gastrula zinc finger protein XlCGF26.1-like. Gene Ontology annotation, biological process: negative regulation of transcription by RNA polymerase II. Gene Ontology annotation, molecular function: DNA-binding transcription repressor activity, RNA polymerase II-specific; RNA polymerase II cis-regulatory region sequence-specific DNA binding. Bases 466 to 2106 code for a protein of 546 amino acids. The record is from RefSeq and is a predicted model, not a curated record. The transcript has a single exon. Lineage: Eukaryota; Metazoa; Chordata; Cladistia; Polypteriformes; Polypteridae.